UCUUUCUCUUCUUCCUUUUCACGUAGUUCAGUUUAGAUGGGAAUUUGGGGGGCAAUUGUGACAUAUUUUUAAAAAUCCAGUUCAUCUUUUUUGGCAUCAAACAGUUAACCAUUUCUUAAAGGCCCCUAUGUUUCUCAAUAGAGGCAUUUCGCAAGAACAACACAGUAAUAAAAUAAGAGUAGUCUUCUUUGGGUCUCCAGAGAGCUUCUUUCUUUGAGAGACAGUGAAAGAUCAGAAACAUCUGGGGAGAAGUUGUCAGAGAGAACAAUAAAGAAGGAUGGAUUGUACAGAAGAAAUGGUUAAAAUCUUAUUUCAGCAUCAACAUGGAUUAAUCAUUACGAGGAUUAUGUCUACUGCCUGUGAGUUAGGAGUAUUUGAUCUGCUUUUAGAGUCAGGAGGCUUCCUCUCUUCAGCGGAGAUUGCUGAACGCCUGGACACCAGCCACAUGGGAAUGGAAAAGUUGCUGGAGGCCUGUGUGAGUUUAAAGUUACUGAGGAUGGAGAAGAAGGACAAUGAAGGUUUUUAUGGAAACACAGACCUUGCCAAUCUCUGCCUUGCUAAAUCAAGUCCAAAGUCCCAGUGUCAGUACAUACAGUUUUACUCUGAGUUUGUUUAUACCUGUUCGCAGUACUUGACAAAAGCUGUAAGGGAAGGAAAACACCAGGCCCCAUUGGUAUUUGGCACUUCAGAAAAAAACAUGUAUAUAAAUAUUUCCAGUUCAGAGGAAAGGUUAGAAGUAUUCCAAAAUGCCAUGGGGGAUGCCUGGAGCCUGUAUGGUCAGGAGGUAAUAUCUGCAUUUGACCUCUCUUGUUUCCAUGUCGUUUGUGAUGUGGGAGGAGGUAGUGAUGCCUUUGCCAAACAAUACAUUUCAUUAUACCCAAAUUCAACUGUGACCAUUUUUGACCUACCUGAAGUGGUGGAAAGAGCAAAGAAACAUUCUGUGUCCUCAGAGGAACACCGGAUAAAUUUCCAGAGUGGGGAUUUUUUAAAUGAUGCAAUUCCUGAAGCUGAUCUGUAUAUUUUGGCUAGAGUUCUCCAUUGCUUGAAUGAUGAGACUUGUUUGGCUCUGCUGACUAAACUAUACAACGCCUGUAAGCCUGGUGGUGGUGUAUUAUUAGUGGAGACAGUUCUCAAUGAAGACAGAAGUGGGCCUUUAGCAGCCCACAUCUACUCCAUACUGGUGAUGCUCGUCUUAGAAGGAAAAGAACGAACCCUAUCCGAGUACAGUACACUCCUUGGUGCAGCUGGAUUCAAGGAUGUUCAGUUCAAGAAAGGACGACAUUUAGAUGCUGUUUAUGGAAGAAAAGAAAACAUCUCUUUUUAAUUUCACUCUUAUUUCACUGUUAAAGCAUUCCUGCAUUAAGCAACAAUUCUUCAUUCUGUGUAUAAUUAUGUGUAGUAGUCACCUCUAGACUUAUGCUGAAUCCACGAAUUUCUCAGGCUUUACUUUGGCCCCUUCUACACAGCUGUUUAAAAUCCAGAUUAUCAGACCAGAUCAUCCACAUUCUCUGCUUUGAAUUGGAUUAUAUGAGUCUACACUGCCAUAUAAUCAAGUUCAGAACAGAUAAUCUGGAUUUAUGUGGCAAUGUGGAAUAGGCCUUAGGCUACUGGGGAAGCUAAGAGUCCUUUCCCUCCUCUCUUCUCUCUUGGCUGAGUUAAAUAUGUGCAAAUUACUCUGAGCUCAUGUUACAGCAAGUGAGGACAAAGCAGGAAUGUAAGAGAUUGAGAGAUUGGGAUAUUUUUAAAGCACCUGAAAAAAUGUGAUGAAAGAGGUGGUUGGGACAGACCUUGCAAAACUGAAAAUGUUGGAAGGCAUGCUGUAGAAAAGUUAAAAACACGCCAUGCUUGAUGUUCCCCUUUUCUCCCUUUAUGAAGGGACAUAUAGAGAAAACACAGUUCACACUCCCUGCUGUUUCAGAACUUAUACCAUUCAAUUCAUUCUAUUCUGGGUAUCUUCCUCUAAAGCUAUUUUAACAUUAAAAAUAAAAAGUACACUGAAUAUUCUUAAAUUUUGUAUUUCAUUUCUGGUAAUAAUAAAGCUUUUGUUUCUCUUGA
Molecule: messenger RNA, 2055 nt
Organism: Anolis carolinensis (green anole)
Lineage: Eukaryota; Metazoa; Chordata; Lepidosauria; Squamata; Anolidae
Product: acetylserotonin O-methyltransferase
Exons: 8
Coding region: 278-1324 (348 amino acids)
Biological process (GO): methylation; melatonin biosynthetic process
Molecular function (GO): acetylserotonin O-methyltransferase activity
Source: RefSeq, a predicted model, not a curated record